Molecule: messenger RNA, 1323 nt
Organism: Lactuca saligna
Lineage: Eukaryota; Viridiplantae; Streptophyta; Magnoliopsida; Asterales; Asteraceae
Source: the annotation of a GenBank genome assembly
AUGUUUAAAUCAGGAAACUUCUCACAAAUGGAAAUUAGGUAUGCUUAUGAAAGCUACUUAAACGAAUGGCAACAUGGAAAGGAUGAACAUGUGGUUUUGCCUAAUGUUGCAAGGAUCCCCAAUGUUAUGCUUCAAAAGUUAGAUCCAGCUAAUCCUAAUCUUAUGGCUUAUCUACAAACAAUCAACCCUUCUAUUGAAACAGGUGUUCUUCUGCCAAAAGGAAUAGCCGGUACUUCAAAGCGUGGCAAGAAUUCAAAGAACGAAGUUGUUAAGCCUGUUCAUGAAGAAAAUUCUAAAUCAACAAAGGUAGUUAUUCCUUCGGAAUCUGGGGUUCUCAAGUUGUCAAAGAAAAUCGUUCAUAGACCUCGUCAUUCUCCUGAAAGGCACCCUUUUCUUGAAAAUGUUACCGAGCAAUUUGUUUCUUCUCCUAGAGAGAUUUUUGCAUCAAAAAUCAAGAAUAUUUGCAAACACCAGAUCAAUCGAAAGGGGGUGCUUAUUAUGGAUAUUACUGCUCAUUUUCCUCCGUCAUCCAAGAAAAUGGACUCUCUUGUUAAGUUACAUGUUGAGGCGACAAGAAGUCUUGGUGGCGAUGUGGAAACAUUUCAUGUAGACACAACCACCAAUUUGAAUUCUCAUUCACAAGCAUCCAUCCCUAAGCAGACUUCGAUAGAAGAUAUUCAUCAUGAAAUGACACAUGAAGUUGCAAAAGUUGAUCGGAACUAUUCUAUCCUUCAUACUAAGGUGGAUAUAGUUGCUGAAGUUAUGAUGAAGCUUGUUGAGUAUCACACUUCUCUUCUGAACAUAGUUGAUGUAAUGUCCGAAUCUGAUUCCAAGACAUUUGUACAUCUGCAAGGACUACUAGAAGACUUGAAGGAGCUAAUUUUCAAACUUGCAAUUCCUCCUUGUUCAUCAGUUUCUCUAGAUUCAAUCUCACAAAUGCAUUCUUCAUUGGAAAGUUAUCUAAAGGCUGAUCUUGAUCGGUUCUUGACAUUUAUUAAGUUGAUGCCCAAAGCUGCCCCACCUGUUUCCACAGGGGUGCAAGGGGGAGAAAAUGGUGUUAGUACAUCAAGGGAUUCCGAUCAAGGAAAAGUUGUUGGUAAAGUGACUACUACACAACUUCCCACCUCAUUUCUGAUGUCCACAAUGACCUCUUCAACAUCCAUAACUUUUAAAUCAUUAACUAAAUGUAUAGAUAUUGGUUCAUUUAUUUGUGGAACAAGUUCGAAGCCACCACCAUCAUCUAAAGAAACAAAUGGAAAAUGGAAGGGUAGUAACAUUGAACCAAUUGAUGAAGAUAAGAAAAUUGCUUUGGAAUGCAAAUAG